AUGUCUAACCCAUCUUUGGCAUUGCUAAAAUCGAGGAUACAAUAUGAAUAUAACAUUUUAAUAACAUUAAGUGACCCACAAACAGGAAUUAGCUUAGGUCCUAUUUUUGAAAAUGUUGUAUCUCAAGAAGAUGCACCUGGAUAUCAUCAGGUAAUCCGAUAUCCUGUAUCCUUUUCCACACUAAGAGAGAAGCUUCCAAAAUAUACAAAUAUAGUCGAAUGGAUUAUUGACGUUGCUUUCCUGCCUUGGAAUGUUAAGAAAUAUUAUGAACCACAAUCGGAAUAUUAUAAAUAUGCCAAUAUUAUUGAAACCCAUCUCAGAAACGUCAUGAUGCCUCGAUUGAAAACUUACUAUCCCUUUGUCAUGUAUCCAGAUUUAGAUUCUUUAACACAGCAACAACAAGAAGAAAAAAAUAAGAAACCUUCAUCAAAUAUACAUUCAGAUAAUACUACACAGAGGUUACCCAUACUAAAACAUAGUGAUAUAGCAACUUAUAAUCAAAAUUUGAACUAUAAUAACAGUAGAAAUGCGUUAAUAACUCACAAUAAUGUAAAUGUCAUUGCUGGAAACUCAACCUUCCCUUCUGACCUGAAAUAUAAAAGAGCUACUUUAUCUCUAGGAACGAAUAAUGACCCAAUAUCUUCUCCAAAUCUUGCCAAUGAUACUACUGUUAAUAAAUCUAACGCAUCACACUCACCUACCAACUCUCUAGUUCCACAAACAGCAACUUCUCAAACAGCUGAUAACUCACUUAACACGAAUAUAGAAAAAAAUAUUAAUGAACAAAUUAAAACUUUCAUGCAUUCAAACCACCUUCAGACAAUCUCCUCACAUAUAGAUCCAUCACGUAAUACAUCGAGCAUAUCAGAUAAUAAUUUGGAUCCGUCCACUUAUUUGCCACAGUUAUUAACUAAUGACAUGCUAGAUAGAAGACCUUCGUCGAAAUUUAAAAAGAAAAUUAUUAAGCGUGGUAGACCACCUUCAAUAGACUUCCCUUAUGUUCAAAGAAUGAGAAACGUCGUAAAGAAUAUAACUAGAACUGCACUGAUUGGAGUAAAAGAAUCUGUGACGGUUGCAUUAGAAAAAUUACCCGAUAAAACAGAUCAUCCAGAAUAUUAUUCACAAAUUUCUAAUCCAAUAUCAUUUGAGGAUAUAAAAAAGAAGGUAAAAGGACGGAAAUACAAAAGUUUUGAUUCAUUUCAAUCUGAUAUCCUGUUGAUGAUAAAUAAUUUCAAAAAAUAUUUCGAAAAUGAUCCUAUUGCAAUUGAUAAAAUAAACCAAUUCCAAAAUGCUUAUAAUAGUAUAUCACAACAUGAAUUAGCAAGACCAGAUAAAGAUUACAUGCCUGAAGGUGAAUUCAAAUAUCCUCUAGAAAAUGCUUUUCUAAAUAAUACAAAAUAUAAAAUCGGUGACUGGGUGCUUAUCUCUAAUCUCAAUGAUGCAUCGAAACCUAUUAUUGGCCAAAUUUUCAAAAUAUGGAAAGAUGAGAAGGAUGAAGUUUGGUUUAAUGCAUGUUGGUACUUUAGACCUGAACAGACAGUUCACAGGGUUGAUAGACUAUUUUAUAAAAAUGAAGUUAUGAAAACUGGACAAUAUAGAGACCAUGAAUUAAGUGACUUACUUGGUCAUUGCUAUGUUGUCCAUUUUACUAGAUAUCAAAGAGGAGAUCCUGUCUUUGAGAAUAGUGCAAAUGAUGUCCCGUUGUUUGUGUGUGAAUUUCGUUAUAAUGAAAAUGAUAAAAUUUUUAAUAAAAUUAGAACAUGGAGGGCGUGUCUGCCAGAAGAAAUUCGUGACAUGGAGGAAGAAACUAAGCCAGUAUUAGGAAGGAAAUUCUUCAAAUAUGCAUCACCUUUAAAGCAUCUAUUACCACCAAAUGCUACGGCCAAUGACCCUAUUCCAGAGCCUCAGAUGGGUAAUCCUAAUGCUCCACCCCUCCUUGGUGCUGUAUACAUAGGCCCUGUAUACGCCAAGGAUGACUUAGGUGAAUUCUCCACUUCCUUAGACUGUCCAAAAUAUAUUAUUAGACCAGGCGAUCCUUAUGAAGAGGGUACUAUAGAUGAAGAACAUGGUUUAUUAACUGUAGAUCCUUCAAAAGUAUCUGCCAUAAAUCAGAGUCAACCAAAAUCAAAUUCUCCAAUUCCUCCACCUGGAGUACAACUAUCUACUCACAAUAGUAGACAACAUACACCUAAAAAUAAUGGUUCGACAUCAUCAUUGAAAUCUUUAAAGUCAGACCAUAAGGUUAAAAAAUCUUCUUCCAAGAUAUCUACUGGUUUACAGAGUCUUAAUCAGAUUGUGUCUCAAUUCAAUAAGAAAAGUUUUAAUAAAUUGAUGCAACAAAAGACAAAUUCUGCAAAUAUAAUGUUAACCAAAAGUAAUUCAAUGAAGAAAUUGACUAAUAAGACAGCACAAGAAAUGUUUUUUCAGUUUAGUACACAGAAGAAUAAUUUGAAGUCUGUACCCAUUACUUCCAAUGGUACAAAACGUGGUAAUCCAAGUCAUAAUAUUUCGAUUACUGCUACCAAUAAUAUUGGUACUAAUAUUAUUAAUAGUACCACUAAUAUUACUGGGGGCAAUACAAACAUCAACAGAAUUCACAUAAGUAAUAAUAACAACCAUAACACAGGUACUCUCCCCACCAGCAACAAUAAUAAUCACGAUAGUAUGAUGCUACCUACCAAACGUGGCCGUGUUGUACUUGAUACACCCAAUGCAUUUUUAUUCCCUAUAACAACAAAGACGAGUGGUGGACAGAUUAAAACUAAUGACGUAAAUUAUAUACAUAGUGAUAUCGAUAAGUGUGUACAGAGAGCUGAUAAGGGGAACCAAAAGAGAAGGUUAAGUAAAGAAGAAUUCAGAUCAAGAAAAAGUACAAAAUAUGGCGAAGUAAUAUGGUUCAAAGGAUCCAGUUUGUAUUUAAGUGAAAGAAUGAUCAAUCUAGGUAACAAUAAUAUUAGUGGAUCCCCAUUAGACACAUAUGCCCAUGUCUCUAAAGUAGUGAAUGCUAAUAACAACAAUAGCAAAAGUACUGAUAGCGAUGAUGUUAGGUUCAAGAAUUUGGAUUAUCAAGAAGUUAUAGAAGAAAUACCGGAACAAACUUUUGGAUUUCAAUCUGAUUUGUCAUGUAACCUAGCGUUAAAUUCAAAGUUUGAUUAUAAAAUUAUCUCAUCACCAAUUAAAAUCAACCCCGCAUAUAAAGUGAUUGAAGAUAUUAAAAAUGAAUUUCCCUCGACCUCAAUAGGGCUUCGACCAUCAAGUAGUUACAUGGCGUUCAAAUUGCAAAAAUAA
Arxiozyma heterogenica is the source of this 3288-nucleotide messenger RNA. RefSeq names its product Rsc2p (gene RSC2). Gene Ontology annotation, molecular function: protein binding; chromatin binding. The record is from RefSeq and is a predicted model, not a curated record. Gene Ontology annotation, cellular component: RSC-type complex. NCBI's taxonomy places the organism in Eukaryota, Fungi, Ascomycota, Saccharomycetes, Saccharomycetales, Saccharomycetaceae. The coding region runs from base 1 to 3288 and encodes 1095 amino acids. The transcript has a single exon. Gene Ontology annotation, biological process: chromatin remodeling; transcription elongation by RNA polymerase II.